AUGGGCGGGGCCGGAAGCAGACGGCGCGGCAAGAGAGGGAGCGGGCGGGGGGAGAGGAUAGACGCAGGUGUGGCAGCCGUUCUGGGGAGUCGACACUUCCGGGUUCCUUUUCGAAUGCGGUCUGAUAACAUUGAUAAGUCCAAUCAGUCCAAACAAACAGGGCAGUCGCAGUCUCCACUAAAAAACCCAGUUGAUUUGUUUCAUUCUGAACAGGUCGUGAAAAUAUGUGCUCCUAUGGUUAGAUAUUCAAAACUGUCUUUCAGAACUUUAGUCAGGAAAUACAACUGUGAUUUAUGCUACACCCCAAUGAUAAUUGCAGCUGAUUUUGUCAGAUCUGUGAAAGCCCGGCACAGUGAAUUUACAACAAACCGAGGUGAUCAUCCUUUGAUUGUUCAGUUUGCUGCUAAAGAAGCACAAGUUUUAGCAGAUGCAGCUGGCCUUGUUAGUCCAUUUGCAGAUGGCGUAGAUUUAAACUGUGGUUGUCCACAAAGGUGGGCUAUGGCAGAAGGGUAUGGUGCUUGCUUAAUAAACAAACCAGAACUGGUACAAGAGAUGGUGAGAUUAGUAAGAAAUCAAGUGGGAAAACCCACGUUUUCAGUAUCUAUUAAGAUACGGAUUCAUGAUGAUCUAAAGAGAACUGUAGACCUCUGCCAAAAGGCAGAAGCAGCUGGAGUAUCCUGGAUUACUGUACAUGGGAGAAAUGUAGAAGAAAGACAUCAGCCGGUACAUUACGAUGCAAUUAAAAUAAUUAAAGACAGCAUAUCAAUACCAGUGGUAGCUAAUGGUGAUAUGAAAUCUCUAAAAGAUGUGGAGGCGAUUCAUCAAGUAACAGGAGCUGAUGGCGUUAUGGUUGCUAGAGGGCUCUUAGCAAAUCCAGCUCUGUUUGCAGGAUAUGAAGAGACACCUCUGCAGUGUGUCCAGGACUGGGUGGACAUAGCCCUUGACCAUGGGACUCCUUUCACAUGCUUCCAUCAUCAUUUAAUGUACAUGUUAGAAAAGGUUACUUCAAAACAAGAAAAGAAGAUAUUUAAUGUUUUAUCAAGUACAUCUGCUGUUUUGGACUACCUUAGAGAUAAUUAUGGUAUUCAGUAGCUUUCUAAAUAUAUUUAAUCAUAAGAAGACCAAACUUCUCUUAUUUUAAAAUUGUGUAAUAUAUAUCUUUUUUCCUACUCAGUGAUUUCAGUGUGUGUAUUCGCAGGUUUUAGCAUCUUGUGAAUAAAAGCAACAAUAGUCCAUAGGUAUAUUCAGUCCUCAUCAGCAAACUAUACUUUAUGGUAUGUGCAAGCUGUGAACCAUAAUUUCAAGUUGGUGUGUUUUGAUUGAGCCCAGCUGGUAUGGUUGUAAUGUAUGAAGGUGCUUAUUACAAUUGGAUAUAAUUCACCAGUUCCUCCUCCCCCAGUAUCCUGCAUUCCUUUUAGCAGAGAUUAGUAUCUACAAACUGAUUACAAACUUCCCUACUAAUCAUUCAGAUAACGAGCAUUCCUUGGGAGGAAUGUACAUUUGGUAUACAUUUGAACAAUCAUAGCUUGUCCCAACACCUUGGUCAACUUGAUUUAAUAGCCAAAAGUGUUGUUUCAUAACCCGUAAGUAAUACCUGAGUAGGUAAUUAUAUGGAAAGUAGUAACAUCAUGUCUUAGAACUUCAUUGGAUUCAGUGCAACAAAAGGAUAUUAAUUCUUUUUUCUUUGGUGCAAUUUUUGAUCUUGGAGGAAUGUGUUGUUAAAAAUGAAUAAAUAUUGAUUAAAUUGGCCAUAAGUGCCAAUUUAUUUUAAAGCAUCUAUAUUUGAAAGGAAAGGAUAUGAACUCUUUUGUGGUACUUGACGUAAUAAAAGAUUCAGAACCUGUAUUAAGAAUUGUCAUAAGUAGAAAGUGUACUUUAAAAGACUAGCUAAUCCAAUGAUGGAGAAAACAAAAGUUAUGGAAAUAUUGGAGUUCUGAAUACCGCACAAUAGUUCUGCCAAUUGAAAUGACAAUUAAAUGCUACAAGAAGUUUUUAAGCAUUAACUACUUUUGGUAGUAAAUCUUUCAGAUUUUUAACACAGUCAGAAUAUGUUACUCAUUCCGGAAAAUAUUACUAAAUAAAGCAUAUUUCCUAUUUAUUUAAAAAAAUGAAAAGCAUGCAUCAAUUUAAGCAGGGUUCUGUAUGGUCUAAACAACAAUUGUAUAAUGAAAUAUUAAUGCAGUCCUAAUAUUGAAUAUUUUAAUCUGAAGAUGAAAUAAUAAUUGUAUAUUUAACGUCAGGAAUUUUAUUUUUUUAAUUAUUCCAAUUGUGCCAUGGAUUUAAUUUCUGUUACAUCAUUUAUUGCAUUACCUUAAUAUUCAUUAUCGCCUUCCUUCUUCCUCCAUAUUUAACAGAUCAAGUUUUGUCAUAUUUUACUAAGUGUAAAAAGGGAUUUUGUUCUAUUUAGUACUAUGUUACUUGGGGAUGCUGUGUGAUUCAGUACACAAACCAUAGAUGGUUUUCGGGGGGGGUUUCUCGCUCUGU
Candoia aspera is the source of this 2484-nucleotide messenger RNA. RefSeq names its product dihydrouridine synthase 4 like (gene DUS4L). The transcript is spliced from 7 exons. NCBI's taxonomy places the organism in Eukaryota, Metazoa, Chordata, Lepidosauria, Squamata, Candoiidae. Gene Ontology annotation, molecular function: tRNA dihydrouridine synthase activity; flavin adenine dinucleotide binding. The coding region runs from base 1 to 1092 and encodes 363 amino acids. The record is from RefSeq and is a predicted model, not a curated record. Gene Ontology annotation, biological process: tRNA processing.